This is a messenger RNA of Saccostrea cuccullata (small rock oyster), 696 nucleotides long. RefSeq names its product short-chain collagen C4-like. The transcript is spliced from 3 exons. Bases 44 to 667 code for a protein of 207 amino acids. NCBI's taxonomy places the organism in Eukaryota, Metazoa, Mollusca, Bivalvia, Ostreida, Ostreidae. The record is from RefSeq and is a predicted model, not a curated record.
AUGCUAUCAUUUUAGCCAUUUUUUCCUACUCACGUACUUGCAGAUGGCGCUCCUAUCCUAUUUUUGUUUUGUGUGGAUCCUGAUAGUGGUCACAGUACCAGAGGUCACGUGUUUCUCACCAGGAGGAGCUGUGUAUACCCGCUGGGGUCACAAGAGAUGUCCAAAAACAGCCGGAAUGGUCUACUCGGGCUUUGCUGGUGGGUCAUAUUAUGGCCAUCAGGGUGGUGCGGUAGAACCUCUCUGUUUACCCAGAAACCCUCAGUGGAGUCGAUACGACAAAAGGUUCAGUUCCUUCAGGGGAUAUAUCUACGGCGCUGAAUAUGAACUUCCGACAAACAUUAUUUACUCAGAUCUCCAUGACAACGACGUGCCUUGUGCUGUAUGCGAGACUCGUAGCGGGAAGUCCGCCAUUGUUAUUCCAGCGAGAACAUCGUGUUUUGGCGGAUGGAGAAAGGAGUACUCCGGUUAUUUGAUGACAGGAAGAUACUUACACCCGGCGGCCUCCACCUACUCUUGUGUGGAUCAGCACCCCCAGGCAGUAUUUGGUGGGAGGCAGAACAAUAACGGGUACCUGUUCUACCUAGUCGAGGCUCGAUGUGGAAGCCUGAAAUGUCCGCCCUACAGGAACGGAUGGGAGAUCACGUGUGUUGUGUGUUCUAAAAUUUAAGACACAGGCGUAUUAUUAAAAUAAAAAGA